Molecule: messenger RNA, 1752 nt
Organism: Adineta steineri
Lineage: Eukaryota; Metazoa; Rotifera; Eurotatoria; Adinetida; Adinetidae
Source: the annotation of a GenBank genome assembly
AUGACAACAUCUCGUGAAUUUUGGUAUUCACAGUUAGAAGAAUACAAUUUGGGAUCUCGAUUGUCAUUACCAAUCGAUCAACACUAUUUAUCUAAUGAUCUACGAUCUGGUUCUGCUUGUACUACUCAAAUCUCUUUCGACAGAGAAAUAUCCUCAUCAUUUCUUGAUUAUGCUUCUAUACAUCAUGUGACACCAUUUCAAUUAGGUCUGAGUAUAUUAUAUGCUUUUCUUUUCAAGUUAACGCAUGGUCAAACUGAUUUAUGUAUUUCUUGCCAUAAUGCUAAUCGAUACAAAACAGAAUUGCAAAAUAUAAUAGGAAUGUUUGUUUCAACACUACCAUAUCGUAUUAAACUUGAUCCACAAUGGUCAUUUGAUGAACUUACUAAACAUGUACAAGAAAAAUGUCUAUCAAUUCUUGAACAUUCACAUUAUCCACUUCAGCGUAUUCUUCGUGAUUUUCAUCUUAAUCAAUCCACUGUUCCUUUUCUUCAGACAGUUUUUGAUUUCAUUACUGUAUCUUCAGUUAACGAUCAGUUUACUUUCGAUGAUGUUAUUUUACAGCCAGUGUUGUUAAAACAACUUUCAGAAGUGGCUAAAUUUGAUUUUAAGUUUGCAUUUAUUUGCAAUCCACUCUCGGAUGACAACAUAUUAUCAUGUCGUUUAACUUGUUCACGGGAUCUAUUUGACAAUAAGACAGUUACAAAAAUGAUAGAAAGAUUUCAAUAUCUUUUCGAACAACUUUUUUCAAUGAAUUUCAACGUUAACCAGACUGAUUUAGUAGUUUCAUCUAUUGCCAAACUUACUCUUAUUUUAACAGACGAAGUGAAUGAAAUGCAACAAGCAGCUUUUUCCCGUCAAUCAAAUGUGACGAAUGAAGGUAUGUCUUUUUCUUAUUUAUCUCAUUUAUAUGAUACUUUUAUUGCUAUAGAUCAGUUAGAUGAGAGAGAUAUGUAUGAUAUGUAUAAAUAUUAUAUUUUCAAAGUUAAAAAUAAUGAUUGACUUGUGUUAGUUCCAGAAUCUUAACGUUAGUCUGUUUUUCAAUACGCAAUAAAAAUAUAUAAUAUGAAACGCUCUCACUAUUUUUCAAUGUUAAAUCCUUUCAAAAUGUUUUUACAAAUAGAAUAUUAUAUAGUAUAGAUAGAUGACGUUUAGUAGUAAUGAUAAGUAUAAGAAUUAUGAUUAAGAAGGUGACAGGUUUUUGGCAUGAUUGUUUUCGACUAAGAUUCUAAGAAUAAUAUGGCAACUGAGUGAAACAUAGUUUAGUUUCUAAAGUUUUAGAUAGGUUUUUUUGAAAUAUUAAUUUGACAUGAUAAAAUUCAGGUUUAAUACAGGAGAUAAUGAGUUAUAUCAAUAUCGAUAACAAUUUCGUUAUCUUAUAAUAAUCUAAUUAUUGUAUUGUCAACUCUGUUUCUGUAAACAUCAAUUAAAACAACAACAACAUAUUUUAGUGACAUUAACUUAUAUUUUUUAAUUAAGACUAGAUAUUGUUCAAGUGCGCAUUGCCUCUUUACACUAUAGUUUAACGCUUUUUAGAGAAAUCUAUAUUUAUAAUUUUAAAUAAAGCUAACCAUUUUUUAAUGAAAUUUGCUUUAAAUAUAUGAUGAUGACGAAUAUAAGAAUAUGAUGAAUAGAAAACUAUCAGACAUUUCGAUAACUUCAGUGUCAUACAUGAGAAAGUAAAUAGCAACAUCCGUAAACUAGGUAUAAAUGUGAUUAUUUUUUUUUCAAUCGACACCCAUACUCACAGUCAUU